Molecule: messenger RNA, 1197 nt
Organism: Linum trigynum
Lineage: Eukaryota; Viridiplantae; Streptophyta; Magnoliopsida; Malpighiales; Linaceae
Source: the annotation of a GenBank genome assembly
GCAGAGGUCUUAUUAGCAAUGGAGUAUCUCCACAUGCUGGGAAUCAUCUACCGCGAUCUCAAGCCCGAGAAUGUAUUGGUGAGAGAUGAUGGUCACAUAAUGCUCUCCGACUUCGACCUUUCCCUCCGUUGUGCUGUUAGCCCAACUCUCGUCAAAGGCACGCCUCUCGAGGGAGCCGACCCACUACGAAAGAACACAGUCUACUGUGUCCAGCCAGCCUGCAUUCAACCACCAGCCUGCAUCCAACCAUCCUGCGUGGGGCCUACGACAUGCUUCUCGCCUCGUCUCUUCUCCAGCAAGUCAAAAAAGGAGAGGAAACCGAAAAACGAUCUUGGAAACCAGGUCAGCCCUUUACCUGAAUUGAUUGCUGAGCCUACCGAGGCCAGAUCAAUGUCAUUCGUCGGGACCCACGAGUAUUUAGCUCCCGAGAUCAUCAAGGGAGAAGGCCAUGGAAGUGCUGUUGACUGGUGGACUUUUGGUAUCUUUCUCUACGAGCUCCUAUUUGGUAAGACACCAUUCAAGGGGUCUGGAAACCGAGCUACAUUGUUCAAUGUGGUGGGUCAGCCUCUCCGGUUUCCUGAAGCGCCAGUGGUCAGCUUUGCAGCGAGGGAUCUCAUAAGGGGACUGCUGGUGAAGGAGCCACAGCAUAGGUUGGCGUAUAAGAGAGGUGCUACUGAGAUAAAGCAGCAUCCUUUCUUCGAAGGGGUGAACUGGGCAUUGAUACGAUGUGCCACACCGCCUGAGAUACCAAAGCCGGUUGAGUUGGAACGGAUUCCUGGGCCGCCACCAGUGGCAGGCUCCACCAGCGAAAAGGCAGCGAGGACAGCAACAGCAGGAGGCAGUGGUCAGAAGGGUGCUGGUGAUAACUAUCUGGAGUUUGACUUCUUCUGAAAGGGUUCUACUACUUGUAUGGUUAUUGGUUAAUGAUAUGAUGAUGUUGAUUGUAAGGUGGAAAGAUUCUUUCUUUUUUUAUGGGUAGGGGGAAGAAUUUUUGUUGUUAUGAACAUUUGUCAGUAAUUGAGACUGUAAUUGUUUUUUGAUCGUCUUGUUUCGCCUGACCUGUUCUGUCUCUCUCUCUCUCUCUCGUCCUUGCAUAUGUUUUUGUUCCUGAAUAACAGUUGAUGAUAAGGAAAGAUGUAUGGCUGCUUUGAUGCUGUUGUUGGGCUCUGCAAUUCUGAAUUAAUUCCAAUUCCAAGU